CCCAGAUUUUCCCCGGACAGCCUGGGAUUGGUGGCGAGUUCAGCUCUGGCCUGGCUGCUGCUGGAGGUGCUGAGCGUCCUCCUGAGCCUUUAUUUGGUCACUGUCACCACGGACCUGACCCCCAUCGACCUCCUGGCGUUUGCUGGAUACAAAUAUGUGGGGAUGAUCGUGGGAUUGGUGGCGGGGCUGCUCCUGGGCCGGGUCGGGUACUACGUGGCCUUGAGUUGGUGUUGUUUGAGCAUUUUUGUGUUCAUGAUCCGCACGCUGAGGCUGAAGCUGCUGUCGGAGGCGGCGGCCGAGGGGGUUUUGGUGCGCGGUGCCAAAAAUCAGCUGAGGAUAUGCACCCUGGGAGCUCCUGGAGCAAUUCCAGAGGCUUUGGAUGAUUCCAGACGUUCCAGAACAUCCCCAGAUGUGCCCUCGGAGUGA
Messenger RNA from Malurus melanocephalus (red-backed fairy wren), 426 nucleotides. RefSeq names its product protein YIF1B-B-like. The transcript has 4 exons. Gene Ontology annotation, biological process: endoplasmic reticulum to Golgi vesicle-mediated transport. Gene Ontology annotation, cellular component: Golgi membrane; COPII-coated ER to Golgi transport vesicle; endoplasmic reticulum membrane. NCBI's taxonomy places the organism in Eukaryota, Metazoa, Chordata, Aves, Passeriformes, Maluridae. The annotation marks the transcript as partial. The record is from RefSeq and is a predicted model, not a curated record.